CCGCCCACUCGGCGUGCAGACCCAUUGAUGACGUUCAGCUCUGACAACUAGCCACGGAUCUGCUAAGAAGUAGCAGUUUGCGACUUCCUUUGUUUUUGUCCAUUGUGUCAUUGCGAGGUUUGGGACAUGGCUGAAAAGGAGGUGUACGAUGAUGCAGUGGAAGAAAGGGUCAUCAAUGAAGAAUACAAGAUCUGGAAGAGGAACACUCCAUUUCUGUACGACCUGGUCAUGACCCAUGCCCUGGAGUGGCCCAGUCUGACUGUGCAGUGGCUUCCAGAUGUCAACAGGCCAGAGGGGAAGGACUACACAGUCCACCGGCUGGUUCUGGGGACCCACACAUCAGAUGAGCAAAACCAUCUUGUAAUAGCCAGUGUCCAGGUACCAAACGACGACGCCCAAUUUGAUGCAUCACACUACGAUAGUGAAAAAGGAGCAGAGUUUGGUGGGUUUGGCUCAGUGAGUGGGAAAAUAGAGAUUGAGAUCAAGAUUAACCAUGAAGGAGAGGUGAACCGAGCACGCUACAUGCCCCAGAAUCCCUGCAUUAUUGCCACCAAAACUCCCACAUCUGACGUUCUGGUCUUUGACUACACCAAGCACCCAUCAAAGCCAGAUCCCAGUGGGGAGUGCAGUCCUGACCUGAGGCUCAAAGGUCACCAGAAAGAAGGUUACGGCCUUUCCUGGAAUCCAAACCUCAGUGGCAACCUGCUCAGUGCCUCUGAUGACCAUACCAUCUGUCUGUGGGACAUCGGCACCGGCCCAAAGGAAGGAAAAAUUGUCGACGCUAAGACCAUCUUCACUGGUCACACCGCAGUUGUGGAAGACGUGUCGUGGCAUUUACUCCAUGAAUCCUUGUUUGGCUCUGUUGCUGAUGAUCAGAAACUAAUGAUAUGGGACACUCGUUCCAACAACACUUCUAAAGCCAGCCACUCGGUUGAUGCUCACACUGCUGAGGUCAACUGUCUGAGCUUCAAUCCCUACAGCGAGUUCAUUCUUGCUACAGGUUCUGCAGAUAAGACUGUUGCAUUGUGGGAUCUAAGGAAUCUCAAACUGAAGCUCCACUCUUUUGAGUCCCACAAGGAUGAAAUUUUCCAAGUUCAGUGGUCGCCUCACAAUGAAACCAUCCUGGCCUCCAGCGGUACCGACCGACGUCUCAACGUCUGGGAUCUCAGCAAAAUUGGGGAGGAGCAGUCUUCAGAGGACGCUGAGGACGGCCCACCAGAGCUUCUGUUCAUUCAUGGUGGCCACACGGCCAAGAUAUCAGACUUCUCCUGGAACCCCAAUGAACCCUGGGUCAUUUGCUCCGUGUCCGAAGACAACAUCAUGCAAGUCUGGCAGAUGGCAGAGAAUAUCUACAAUGAUGAGGAGCCAGACAACACACCCGCAUCAGAGCUGGAAGCUCAAGGAUAAUGAACACUCUCUGCCCAGACCAACUCCUCCUCCAACCCCUGGACCUUGGCUGUCUCCUGAUCCAAUAAUUUGUGAAAUGUCAGAGCAGCCUGCGCCCUCUCUAGUUCACACUUGAAUUUGGUGUCAUUCCACUGGCCCUUAACAGGGGCCAGGGCUCUGAACAGAAGCACAGAUUGGCACUGUUCCCCUUCAAGUGUUUUCUCUUCAGUAUUAUAAAAAGCAUUUUGUGGUAAAGGGCAUUAGAAAAUAUUGUUCAUAAAGUUAUUUUUUCAGACCCACUAAGCUCACAGGAAAACAUAAUUAAUGCCA
Xiphophorus couchianus (Monterrey platyfish) is the source of this 1716-nucleotide messenger RNA. RefSeq names its product histone-binding protein RBBP7. The transcript has 12 exons. NCBI's taxonomy places the organism in Eukaryota, Metazoa, Chordata, Actinopteri, Cyprinodontiformes, Poeciliidae. Bases 127 to 1407 code for a protein of 426 amino acids. Gene Ontology annotation, molecular function: protein binding. The record is from RefSeq and is a predicted model, not a curated record.